Molecule: messenger RNA, 3376 nt
Organism: Seriola aureovittata
Lineage: Eukaryota; Metazoa; Chordata; Actinopteri; Carangiformes; Carangidae
Product: Fc receptor-like protein 5
Exons: 5
Coding region: 1560-2522 (320 amino acids)
Biological process (GO): cell surface receptor signaling pathway
Molecular function (GO): transmembrane signaling receptor activity
Source: RefSeq, a predicted model, not a curated record
GUCUCUGCCCAGAGCUCUGGACCUUAGGUGAAGACAGGGACGAAGAUCCACCGGGACAUCAGAGCUUAGUUUUCACACUCCGCUCCUCUUCAGGACGACGGUCCAGUACAACGUGCAACGUCCUCGCUCCGUCCUCCCCUCACUGAGGACCAGACCCAGAUACUUCAACUUAGUGAUGGUGAACUGAAGCUUCAUGACGCUGUGAAACGGUCCAGCUUCAGAAAAGCUUCAUUUCCUGAUGCUUCAUGUCGACAGAGAUGAAACAGAGCAAACACAAACCAGCAUGAAGGAAACCAGGACUGUAUGUUUAUUCUGAGCAGACUUUAAUAAUAAUAUAAUAUAAUAUAGUAUAAUGAUUACUGUAAAAGCAAUCAAUAUACAGUAUGCUCCUAAAUAUAUAUCUCAGUUAUCUUCAAGCAUCUAAACUAAUGUUUCACCUCGGUGCUCGUGUUUUAGAGAAGAAGAAGAUCAAAGUGUCGUGAGCUGGAGAAGACUUAGUUUUUCACACUGGAUUCAUCAUAAAUACAAUCAAUCAAUCAGUCAAUCAGUCAUUCAGUCAAUUAAUCAAUCAGUCAAUCAGUUGAACUCUGACCUUGUGAGCGACAGGGUUCAGUCUGACUGAGGCAGCUCAAUAAAACCAUCCAGUGUGAUCACUCUCAAUGAUUGAUACAUUAUAUAUUAAUAUUUACACAUCAUCACUCACUCACCUGGAAGAUACAAGCCCGGACUGACUUGUUCCCCCAGUAAUGUUAUAACAUUAUGUAGAUGUGUUGUUACCAUGGUAACCUGGCAUUAAAUAUGAAAGUAUUGAAUAACAUGACACAAAUAUGAAGCUACACUUUACAACGAAGAGAUAAAGAUGAAAUUACUGAGAAAGUAAUAUUUAUAUAACGACAUUAUUAUUAUUAUUAUUAUUAUUAUUAUUAUGAUUAUUAUUGCGUGAUAAUACAACAUGCUGGCGACAUGUUACAUGGACACGAUGUGUCAGUAACCCUCUUCACAAUGAGCACAAACAUUCACCUGGACUCAAGGAUGAACUUAUUACAUUUUGGUGGUCAAAGGUCAAAGGUCAGUGUGACCUCACAAAACACUUUUUAGCCAUAACUGAAGACUUCACAAAGAAGGUGUAAGUGUAUCUGACUGUGCAUAAACAGGAUGUGACCUGAAGCUGGAACAUGUAUGAGUUAAACAUGACUCGUUGUUCAGAGGCAGGAACAGAAACUGGAGGCAGACAUUGAAAUAUCAAGCUCAGGUGCACAGGUGUGUCUGUGGUCAGCUUCUACUUUACUCUGCUGUGGUUUCAUCCUCGUGCUGCUCAGAGUGAGCUGCUGCGUUCGUCUGAGAAUCUGACGCGUCCGACUGAAAUCCCCCUUCAGUCCCACGGAUCCCUCCAGGUGUGACGCCGCUUCUUCAUCAACUUCAGUAUUUAACAGAAAAUAACCUCCGAGUCGACGUGAAGAGGACCAGGUUUGACGGUCAGUGUCAUUUGGCCAGUUCAGCAUAAUGUGAUAAAUUCAACACUGAGCCUGAGCUGACUGGGUGUCCAUAUACUUUUGGCCAUGUCGUGUAUGAUAUACAAGCAUCGGGACAGUGGCAUGGUCACAUGGAGCACAGCCAAUGAGGUGCUGAGGUCGUCAACAGGAAGUGGUGAAGCUGAAGGCGUCUCUCUGCUGCACAGACUGACGGUCAGUCGUCACGGAGACAACAUGAAGACUCCACCUGUCUCUCUGCUGCUCGGUGUGUGUGUGCUGCUGUCUGGACAGACUGUUUCUGCAGUCUCUCUGAAUGUCAGUCCAAACCUUCAGCAGUUCUUCAUUGAAGACUCAGUGUCUCUGAGUUGUAUUGGAGGAGGACAGACAGGUGGACAGACAGUUGGACAGACAGGAGGACAGACAGUCAAGAGGACCAGUGGAGGACAGACUGGUGACUGUGGUUCAGGAUUUGGGACCUCUGAUGGUUCCUCCUGCAGAGUCUCAGGUCUCUCCCAGUCAGACUCUGGAGUUUACUGGUGUGAGACCAGUUCAGGAGAGACGAGCCUCCAGGUCAACAUCAGUGUGACUCUUAAAGAUGGCCCUUUUAUUCUGGAGAUCCCUGCACUUCCUGUGAUGACAGGAAGUGAUGUCACUCUGCGCUGUAGAAACAAAGAUGGUUCCACACGUGCAGCUUAUUUCUUGAAGAACGGGAUCCACACAGGAGACAGAGUUAAAGUCCAGGAGUUGUCCAUCAGUAGAGUCCAAGAGUCUGAUGAAGGUUUCUACUCGUGUUCUACUGAUCUGUUUGGACCGUCUCCUCAGAGCUGGCUGAGGGUCAGAGCCCCUCCUCCUCCCCCCUCUGUGUCUGUGUCCAGACUCUUGUGCCAUCUAGUGGCCGUGUGUCCAUACUGCGUCUGCACUGUCCUCAUGGUGUCCAUGUGCUGCAGCAGGAAGACAGGACGCAGACCAGCUGUCUCCAUGGAGAUGACCCUGUGUGUCGAAGAGUAUGAUGACCUCACUGCUGAUGUCAUCACAGAGCGUGAGCUGUGAGCUGAAUAUGACUCACACAACAUAAACUGCUUCACCUGGUUCUCUCUACUUCCUGUUUCACCUGUAAUUAUCUUUUUAUUCCUCCACCUGGUGACGGUGCAGCAGCCAUUUUGUUUUCAGGUUGACUGUCCGUGUGUCUCAUUCUCGUGGACACGAUGUCUCAGUAAUGCCUCGACAGAACUUCAAAUUUGGUAAAAACUUUCACCUGGACUCGAGGACAAAGUGAUUCGAUUUUGGUGGCUAAAGGUGAAAGGUCACGGUGACCUAAGAAAAACACUUUUAUUUUAUCUGUUGCGGAGGCAGACAACCAGGUGAUGGUGGUUUCUACAUCGUUAUUUAAGUUUCUUUAUCAAUCAAUAAUCUGUCAGGUGGACUUUGUGUUUGUCUUCUAUGAACAGAUCGAUGAGUCUGUUGGAAAAAUGCUUCUGCUUCAAUAAAUGAUUCAAACAUGUUCAAACGUUUCAUGUCAGUCCAUUUACAAACUUCAGAGGUCGAACAGCUGAUGGUCCGAUGAGCGUUAAUUCUGUAAUCACGAUGUUUAUGAUCAGCAUCGUCACAUGAAGAACAUUUCUACAGUUCCCCUCAGUGGCUCCUCUGACCAUCAGCUCUGACUGUACGACUGAGACACUGAGCGUCACCACCUGUCACACAGACACCUCGGCUGUUUGUCCUCUCCAGGUGUUUGGAGAGGACAGGUCACCUGGAGGAGACAAACACCUGAGAAAAAUAUACAAAUGCAAACGUGAAAAACUACAAAGUAAAAGUGUGAGAUUGAAUCACAGAGAAAACGUGUGAAGACGAGACAUUCAAAGAAGACGAACAGUAUCUGAGGAGAAAAUGACACGAGGUGUGAA